Stegodyphus dumicola is the source of this 1282-nucleotide messenger RNA. Its product is annotated as homeobox protein MSX-2-like. NCBI's taxonomy places the organism in Eukaryota, Metazoa, Arthropoda, Arachnida, Araneae, Eresidae. The record is from RefSeq and is a predicted model, not a curated record. Gene Ontology annotation, biological process: regulation of transcription by RNA polymerase II; embryonic morphogenesis. Gene Ontology annotation, molecular function: RNA polymerase II transcription regulatory region sequence-specific DNA binding; DNA-binding transcription factor activity, RNA polymerase II-specific. Gene Ontology annotation, cellular component: nucleus.
AUGCCGUCACCGAUUGCAUCUUCUCCGUCUCCUCCAGUGUCGGGACACUUUGAUGAUACGGAUGAUUUGUCACACAGUCCUUCACCUCCUUAUAGAGUUGCGAAUGAUCGUCUACAACCCCCGCGGGGUCCUGAGAAAUAUUAUACUUCAGCAGUACCUAAAUCAUGCAUUUCAUUCUCUGUAGAUUAUCUUUUAGCUGAUAAAAGUCGAACAUUUAGACGGUCCCCGUCGCCUGCAGCUCUUAGGCCUGUAGAACAAGCACCUAAGAGAUUUACGGUUGAUGGUAUCUUAGACUCUACCGAUGACAAUAAAAGACUGCAAGUGACUGGGACUGCAUGCACUGUUGGACUAGGGUCUCGGCCCAUUACUCUUCAGUCUCAGAGUACAGCAGUACCUAUUGCUGCCCCUUGUUGGGCACAUCCACUGGGAUCUGCUUUUCCCUGGCUUCAAGCAUCUAGGUCGCUUUCCCCACCAAACAAAGCUGGAGAGCCGCCGAAACUACCUGCUAUGAAGUGCCAGCUUCGAAAACACAAAAGCAAUCGGAAACCUAGGACACCUUUCACGACGCAACAGCUAUUAGCAUUAGAAAGGAAGUUCCGAUCGAAACAGUACCUAUCAAUAGCAGAGAGAGCUGAAUUCUCUUCAUCCCUCAACCUCACUGAAACUCAAGUUAAAAUUUGGUUCCAGAAUCGAAGAGCUAAAGAAAAACGCCUCAAAGAAGCGGAGAUUGAAAAACUUCGUAUCGCUACUCGUCCCUUGCUGCCGUCCUUUGGUUUUGGAAUGACCGCCGCAGGUGCCUCCCAUUUCCUGCACGGUGUUCCAGCCCAUUUCGGAACAGCAGCAAUCAGUCGGCCUCUCUUGGGGCCUCUCAUGACUCCUUAUCCUAUAUACUCUACACCCUCGACAGUGUGCCCACAAUGAUCAUCAUCUUUUCUCCAAGUCCAGAAGUCAGUUCCUGGUGAUCACGAUUUCAAGACAAGGUCCUUGACCACGUCUAAUGUUCCUGGUGGAUGCCGUAGCUGGAGCGUGCCUCUUAACUCUAAGACUAAUUUAAGCAGCAACCAUCUGAAUGCUGUUGGAAAAGCUCUUAGCUUGAAUAUUAAGAUGGUUGCUCAAUGUAUAGUAAAUCACUGAUCAUAAAGCAUUUCAUUUCAACACAGAGUUUUUCUCAUUUUGGAAUAGAGUGAGAUGAUGUGUUAGUUAUGCUUGGAUUUGCUAAAAAUUAUAAUAUUUUGAAAACAAAAUUGCCAAAUAUUUAUGUUAAUCUACGUACAGUGUCUCA